UCAAGUCUUUCUGAUUUAAACCAGCUGUACGCGGUCAGCGUCUUCCACGGACAGGCCCUGGGAUCGCUCUGGAUGUUAAAGCCCCCGCGCCUGCCCUUCCCACCCCCGGAGAUCUCAGUGUGGCGGUGAAACGUUCCGGCCCUCGGGCUCCGCCGCCGGCCGGGCAUCAGCGUCCUUUUCGGUGUAAAAUCGCGCUGAGGCGGAUCCCCGCCCCGGCCUUUCUGCCCUCGGGCCGUGCAGACGCCGCCUGCCGCGUGGUUUUCCUGCUUAAAACCCUUUCCUGACCACCGCCUGCCUGGGCUGGGUCAGGUCCUCACCGGCAGAGUCUCUGGCGACAUUCCGCCCCUCCCCUCUCAGUGUCGCCCCUGGAGGGCAACGAGGGCCGCCAGCCCUCUAGUGGUCCUGGGACUCUGAGACCCCGUCCGCGUGUCUUCCUCGGGCCGGAUCCCGCCCCCCCGCCGGCCUCCCCUUCUCAGUCAUUCUUUCUUCCUGAGCCCCGUGUCAGGAGAGGGGACCCGGGUUUAUCCUAUAACACCCCGUGUUCUUCUGUCCCCGAUUCCACCCCUUGGAAAGCGUGCACUUGCCGGGCAGCUGUCAGCUCAUUACAUCCCUGAGCACCUGUUGAUGAGACGAUCGGGAGAAAGACAUGGAGUAACUGCAAGAGAAAUGUAACUGUUGGAAUUUAGAAAACAAACACGUUGGAGUCACAUAAACAGAUGGCAGAAUGGAGGGUUGGGGAAGGACUUGCAGGAAACCCUAGGAGUGAAAGAGAAUAAACUGAAAAAACAAAGCAGGGAAGAAGAGAAAAUAGAUAUAACUAGAAAAAAGUAUAAUCAUCUAAGUGAAGGGAACAAAGGGUAGAGGGGCCCACAGUACUAGGUGUAGGAAGACAGAGGGGGAGGUAUUUCAACAGAUGGGGAUAUAAGGGGGCAGAGGAUAGAAGAGUUGGAGUCACGGGAGACAGAAUGACUUUGGUGGAGAGACAGACAGAGGUGCAAGGCGUGACACAGAGAUCAGAAGGAGAAACAGCAGGGAGGGAACUCGGCAAGCAUGGGAUCCAGGGAGUAGGGACAGAGGGAGCUUAACAGGGAGAGCAGAGAGGGACAGAGAUGCAGGGAGAAAGAGAAACAUGAAAAUGAGGGACAAUCAGAGAGGCUGGGGAGAAAGAGCAACCAGGUGAAACAGAGUGGGGCUGAACAGGUAUAGGAGGGGGACUAGAGAGAAGGGGAGAAACAGCAGGAGAGGAGAUAAAAACCAAACCAAAUUUGUUGCUGUCAAGUUGAUUCUGGUUCAUAGCAACCCCACAGGACACAGUAGAACUACCCCAUAGGGAUUCCAAGGAGAAGCUGGUGGAUUGGAACUGCCAGCCUUUUGGUUAACAGCCAAAUCUUAACUGCUGCACCGCCAGGGCCCUGGAGAGGAGAUAAUGGAGAACAAAAUGAGCAGAAACUGAGGAGGAAAUACAAUGUUUAAAAAAAAAAGGCAAGAGAAAAGGAAAGCCAGAAAGACAAAUGGCAUUCAGAGCGAGAGUGGGAAAUAGUCAUGAAGAAAGAGAUCCAGAUGAGUGGGUUGACCUCUCAAGAGUGAUCUUGCCUGAGAAUGAAGCAGAGAGGAAGAGGAGGAAAGAAGGAUGUGUCUGAAAUGGCUCUUUCCCAGGGACUGUUGACAUUCAGGGAUGUGGCCAUAGAAUUCUCUCAGGAGGAGUGGGCCUGCCUGGACCCUGCUCAGAGGGCUUUGUACAGGGAUGUGAUGUUGGAGAACUACAGGAACCUGGUCUUCCUGGGAAUCUCUCCUCCUGAGAUGAAUGUUUUCUCCAUUUUGAAGAAAAGGGCAGAGCCUUGGACUCUGGACAAGAUGUAUAUAGCAGAUGCCCCAGAUGUUUUUUCUACAUCUGUGAUCCAGGCAUUAUCACCAAAAGAGGUCAUUAAUAACGGAGAAUUAUUCCGAAGAGUAAUAUUGGAGAGAUAUGAAAGUCAUGGCACUGAGGAUUUUGACUUCAGGCAAUUCAGGGAAAAUAUGCAUGAGUUUGAGAGUCCAUGGGGAGAUGACGAAAGGAGUGACAAAGGAGUGAUUACAACCCAUAACAAUAUUCUCAAUGCCUUUAACAGUGGCUCAAACCUCACUAAACAUCAAAGAAUCCAUACUGGAAAGAAACUAUUUAAAUGUAAUGUACGUGGGAAGGUCUUCAGUCAAAAUGCACACCUUGAAGAUCAUCUGAGAAUUCAUACUGGAGAGAAACCUUACAAGUGUAAUAUUUGUGGCAAAGUCUUUAACUUUGGAUCAAACCUGACUAGACAUCAGAAAACCCAUACUGGUGAAAAACCACAUAAAUGUAAUAUAUGUGGCAAGACCUUUAGUCGACAUUCAGGCCUUUCCACCCAUCAGAGAAUUCAUACUGGAAAGCAACUAUGUAAAUGUAAUGUAUGUGGGAAGGUCUUCAGUCAAAAUGGACAGCUUGAAGCUCAUCUAAGAAUUCAUACUGGAGAGAAACCUUACACGUGUAAUGUAUGUGGAAAAUCCCUAACUAAAGGCUCACACUUAACUAGACAUCAGAGAAUCCAUACUGGUGAGAAACCAUAUAAAUGUAAUGUAUGUGGCAAGUUCUUUAGUCGAAAUUCAGGCCUUACAACUCAUCAGAGGAUUCAUACUGGAGAGAGACCUUACAAAUGUAUUGAAUGUGGUAAGGCAUUUAUCCGAAGAACACACCUUGUGGAACAUCAGAGAAUUCAUACUGGAGAAAAACCUUACAAAUGUAAUGAAUGUGGGAAGGCUUUUACUCAAAGAGCAAACCUUAUAGAACAUCAGAGAAUUCGUUUGGCACAGAGAACUUACAAAUGUAAUAUGCGUGGCAAAACCUUUAACUCUGCCAAGAGUAGAUUCGCUGCCUCCCAGGAACUUCUCGUCCCGCCAGCCACGUCGCCGCGCACCCUCGCAGACCGGCUGGGCCCCCUCCCGGGGUUAGUUCAGGGGAGUGGAGCUGCUCCCCGUGCUUGCUCCGUGACAGCGCCCAGUCAAAAGCCCCGCGGCAAGAUUCCCCGGCUGGGACGCUGCACUCCCAGCUCCAAGACCAGUCACUGCCUCCCGGGGACUUCUCCCAUCGGCUGUGUCUCCACGCCGCCCACGAGGACCAGCUGGGCCCCCUCCCGGGGAAGCGCGUUGCUCCAAGACCCAGGAUUGACCUCUCAAUGCUGGUCCUGCCCAAGAAUGAAGCCAGGAGGAAUAGGAGGAAAGAAAGAGGCAUCUGGAAUGGCCCUUCCCCAGGGAAUGUUGACAUUCAGAGACGUGGCCAUAGAAUUCUCUCAGGAGGAGUGGGAACGCCUGGACCCUGCUCAGAGGGCUUUGUACAGGGACGUGAUGUUGGAGAACUUCAGGAACCUCGUCUCCGUAGGACUCUCUCCUGAGAUGAAUUUUAUCUCCAUUUGGAAGAAAGGGACAGAGCCCUGGACUAUGGACAACAAGAUGGAUAAAGCGAACGACCCAGUAUCUGUGGUCCAGGAAUUAUCACCAAAAGAGAUCAUUAAUAACGGAGAAUUAUUCCAAAGAGUGGUGUUGGAAAGACAUGAAAGUCAUGGCAUCGAGGAUUUUGACUUCAGUGGCUCAAACCUCACUAAACAUCAAAGACCCCAUACUGGAAGGAAACUACAUAAAUGUAAUGUAUGUGGGAAGGUCUUCAGUCAAAAUGGAUAUCUUAAAGAUCAUCUGAGAAUUCAUACUGGAGACAAACCUUACAAAUGUAAUGUUUGUGGCAAAGCCUUUAACUUUGGAUCAAACCUGACUACACAUCAGAAAACACAUACUGGUGAAAAACCACAUAAAUGUAAUACAUGUGGCAAAACCUUUAGUCGACUUUCAGGCCUUACAGCCCAUCAGAGAAUUCAUACUGGAGAGAGACCUUACAAAUGUGUUGAAUGUGGUAAUACUUUUGCCCGAAGAUCAAAACUAGCAGAACAUCAGAAAAUUCAUGCUGGACAGAAACCUUACACAUGUAAUGUAUGUGGAAUAUCCUUAACAAAAGGCUCAAGCUUAACUAGACAUCAGAGAAUCCAUACUGGUGAGAAACCAUAUAAAUGUAAUGUAUGUGGUAAGUUCUUUAGUCGAAAUUCAGGCCUUACAAUUCAUCAGAGAAUUCAUACUGGAGACAAACCUUACAAGUGUAUUGAAUGUGGGAAGGCAUUUAUCCGAAGAACAGAACUUGUGCAACAUCGGAGAAUUCAUACUGGAGAGAAACCUUAUAAAUGUAAUAAAUGUGGGAAGGCUUUUACCCAAAGACCAAACCUUAUACAACAUCAGAGAAUUCGCUUGGUGCAGAGACCUUACAAAUGUGUAUGGCAAAGUCUGUAAUUCUGCCUCACAACUUGCUACACAUCAGAGAAUCCAUACUGGUAAAAAAGCCUAUAAAUGUAUGUGGCAUGGACUUUAGUCAGAAUUCAAAUUUUACAAUUCAUCUGAGAAUCCAUAUGGGAGAGAAAGCUUACAAAUGUAAAAAGUGGCAUAAACCUUUAACUGGGGCUCGGUGCUCACUGUUAGGUGCCGGUUCCCACUCAUACUGACCCUAUGUACAACAGAAACACUGCACAGUCUUGUACCAUCUUCACAAUCCUUGCUAUGUUUGAGCCCAUUGUUGCAGUCACUGUGUCAACCUAUCUAAUCAAGAGUUUUCCUCUUCUCAACUAUCUAACUUACCAAGCAUGAUGUCGUUCUCCAGGGACUGGUCCCUCCUGAUAACAUGUCCAAAGUAUGUGAAACAAAGUCUCACCAUCCUUGCUUCCAAGGACCACUUUGGUUGUACUUUCUAAGACAGAUUUUUUGUUCUUCUGGCGGUCCACGGUAUAUUCAGUAUUCCGUGUCAACACCGUAAUUCGAAGCUAUCAGUUUUUAUUUGGUCUUCCUUAUUCUUUGUCCAACUUUUUCAUACAUGUGCGGUGAUUGAAAACUGGCUUGAAAUGGACAUGAAAAGAGAGUGGAGGGAAGGAGUGUGCUGUCUCAUUAGGGGGAACGCAAUUAGGAAUAUAUAGCAAGGUAUAUAUAAAUUUUUGUACGAGAGACUGAUUUAACUGGUAAACUUUGACUUAAAGCACAAUAAAAAUUUAAAAAAGAAAA
Messenger RNA from Loxodonta africana (African savanna elephant), 5100 nucleotides. RefSeq names its product zinc finger protein 665-like. The coding region runs from base 1600 to 4341 and encodes 913 amino acids. NCBI's taxonomy places the organism in Eukaryota, Metazoa, Chordata, Mammalia, Proboscidea, Elephantidae. Gene Ontology annotation, biological process: regulation of DNA-templated transcription. The record is from RefSeq and is a predicted model, not a curated record. The transcript is spliced from 12 exons.